Colletes gigas is the source of this 1979-nucleotide messenger RNA. RefSeq names its product tyrosine kinase receptor Cad96Ca (gene Cad96Ca). Gene Ontology annotation, molecular function: calcium ion binding; ATP binding; transmembrane receptor protein tyrosine kinase activity. The transcript is spliced from 8 exons. Gene Ontology annotation, biological process: protein phosphorylation; multicellular organism development; positive regulation of kinase activity. NCBI's taxonomy places the organism in Eukaryota, Metazoa, Arthropoda, Insecta, Hymenoptera, Colletidae. The record is from RefSeq and is a predicted model, not a curated record. The coding region runs from base 15 to 1931 and encodes 638 amino acids. Gene Ontology annotation, cellular component: signaling receptor complex; membrane.
ACCAAUGUAGCGCAAUGUUCGUCAGAUUGACCAUCGUUAUUGCGGCAUUGUGCCUGUGGAUUGGAGUCGGAAGCCAAUUCAGUGAUAACACGCCACCCGUAAUGUGGAUAGACCGAAAUUUGAUACUUCUGGAUUCUGAGCCCGUUGGAAGUGUUGUGACCAGAGCUCGCGCCGAGGACAAUGAACAGGAUCAGUUAACUUAUGGUUUGGAAUCUCUUGGACAUAACUUCAAUGGAAACGACGAUCCGCAGCAAUCGCUACCCUUCUACAUUGACAAUAGCACUGGAAUUAUCUACGUUAACGAAACGCUCAAAGGCAAAGGAGGGCAGAACCUGUUCCUUUACGUGACCGUCUCCGACGGUCAGCUCACGACAAAGACCGAGGUCUACGUCACCAUCAAGAACACUUCAGGCCCCAAUGGAGGGCACACCAGGAACCCGUUUCCGGGUCAGCAUGUCUCUGCGGGCAGAAUACGGCCGCCUCUGCUGGGCCUGCCGAGCCUGCAGAGCUACCCCAGACCGCCAGGGCUGCCUCACACGUCGGUGAUAUCGUCGUCGCCAGUGGCGGUGCCGCCGAGUAUACCGAAAACGACCAAACUGCAGCCGGAGGAGACGAAACGUAACGAGGGUGAUGCCAGCGGUGGCUCCACCGGCGUACCCGAGUCACCUACAGAGGAAAACGAGGUCGAGGGGCCGCCGCUCAGCUCGAAAAUCACACCUGCCGAGGCACCGCCCUCCCAAGACAUAGCGAUGACCUUGGUACCUGUCACGGCGGUCUGCGUGCUCGUGGUGGGCCUCGGUAUGGGCGCUUGGUCCCUGCGGAAUAAAUUCUGUGGGACCAGGAAGUCCAAGGAAGACACGAAGGAACAAGCCUCGGUUAGCGUUUCGAAUAUAUCGGACGAUCCGUCCCUUGUUCUGAAAAGAUGGCGCGGUCCAAAAGCUCACAACAAUCGAUACGAGCCCUGGGAAAAAGAAAAUCAAACCGGCGCGCAGAACAAACAAGAAGAUAAAUGGGAAUUUCCACGGCAUCGGUUGAAGGUCUUCAACAUUCUUGGAGAAGGUUGCUUCGGUCAAGUUUGGAAAUGCGAAGCGUUGGAGAUCGAUGGGAAAUCUGGCGCGACGAUAGUAGCUGUGAAGACUUUGAAGGAGAACGCUACGGAAAGGGAACGAGUAGACCUAGCGCAGGAGUUACGGGUCAUGAAGAAUUUGAAUCCCCAUCCUAACGUAGUCAGAUUGCUAGGCUGUUGUACAGAACGCGAACCUAUGUUCGUAAUAUUAGAGUAUGUGAGCGGAGGUAAGCUACAGAGCUUCCUGAGAUCGUCCAGAGAAGAAAGGAACCAUGGAGGGCCUGGGUUAACGUCGAGGGACCUGACUGGAUUUGUUUAUCAGAUUGCCAAAGGUAUGGAGUACCUGGCCUCCAAAGGAAUCAUCCACAGAGAUCUAGCUGCGAGGAAUAUAUUGAUCGACGAGAACCGGGCGUGCAAAGUCGCGGACUUUGGGUUUGCCCGAGACGUUGCCGCCAAUCAAAUAUAUGAAAGGAAGUCCGAGGGUCGGCUGCCAAUCAGAUGGAUGGCUCCAGAGAGCUUGUAUGAUAAUAUAUUCUCUGUGAAAUCGGACAUAUGGAGCUUCGGUGUAUUAAUCUGGGAAAUCGUCACGUUGGGAUCCACACCUUAUCCAGGUUUAGCUGCAGCCGAGGUAAUGAGGAGAAUCAAAGAGGGUUACAGGCUGGAUAGGCCAGAACAUUGCAAAAGGGAACUUUAUAAUAUUAUGUAUUACUGCUGGGACAAGGAUCCAGCUGGUAGGCCAUCAUUCGGUGAACUCGUUGGCCUAACCGAAGGACUAUUGCUCGACGAGACAGACUACAUCGAGUUGGAUAGGUUCCCAGAUCAUUCGUACUAUAAUGUGCUCAAUCUCAGCGGCGAGAAAUUGUAAACGAUGUACCUAGAACACCAUCCUCAUCAACGUUUCUAAUUCUCCAAA